Messenger RNA from Rhipicephalus microplus (southern cattle tick), 1049 nucleotides. RefSeq names its product sodium-coupled monocarboxylate transporter 1. NCBI's taxonomy places the organism in Eukaryota, Metazoa, Arthropoda, Arachnida, Ixodida, Ixodidae. The record is from RefSeq and is a predicted model, not a curated record. Gene Ontology annotation, biological process: transmembrane transport; sodium ion transport. Gene Ontology annotation, molecular function: symporter activity. Gene Ontology annotation, cellular component: membrane.
CGAAUGCGCUUCGACAACAAGGUCGGCAUCACGGCCUGCGUAGUCUACUUCCUACUAAGUCAAAGCAUCGGUGCAGUUGGGAUCUUCAGCUCAGCUAUUGCCGUAUCAACAAUGUUUCCUAUUCCACUUGUAUAUUCUAACAUAGGAAUUGGUCUGGCCGGCACAAUAUACACCGCACUGGGAGGUCUUCGCGGCGUUGUUUGGGCUGACUGCAUCCAAGCUUUCGUCAUGUUUUUUUCGCCCAUUGUCAUCAUUAUCAAAGUUCUCUACGAUGCGAACACCGUCACUCCCCCACUACGCCCCAUGAGUGAUGUCAACGUAACGGAGAUGGCGUUCCGGCUGACUUUUGAUAUAACCAAUGACGAAAACUUGUGGAGUGGAUUUGCAGGAGCACUGCCGUUCGGUUUUGUUCGAACUGGAUUCGACCAGAUGGUGGUUCAGAGGUUCAUGGCUGCCAGGACAAUACGACAAGCAAAAGUAAUAGCUCUUGCAGGUCCAAUCUUCGUGCUCGUUUACUUCAUCAUAGGAGAAUUGACUGGCGUAUCUAUAAUAUAUUGGUUCAGAGACUGUGAUCCCGUGCUUCAUGGGGCCAUCAAGAGUUAUGAUCAGAUUGUUCCGUACUACAUGAUGAAGAACCUUGCUGAUGUGCCUAUUCUGAGAGGCUUAUUCUUGGCUGGACUCGUUGGAGCAUCGACAAGCACUGUUUCGUCGAUUGUCAACUCCCACGCAGCAAUAUUCUACGUCGACGUCGUCACGCCGUACGUCAAGCUGAACGAGAAGAAGGCCGUCAUUGUGAUGCGUCUCUUAGCUUUCGCAAGCGGCACCAUCAUGACAUUGGGCGCAAUAGCUGUGCCUUAUCUAGGCACCGCAGCACGGCUGUUUAUGUCUUUUUACUGCUCCACGGCUGGACCAUUUUCGGGCUCUUUCUCCUCGCCCUGUCGUCGCCGUGGGUGAAUGCAAAGGGCGCUGGCUGUUCAACCCUUCUAGUCUGCAUCUUCCUCCUGUGGCAUGCUCUUGGAAGGGGACUUUCCGACAUACCACCAGUUCCG